Elaeis guineensis (African oil palm) is the source of this 914-nucleotide messenger RNA. Its product is annotated as calcium-binding protein CP1. The record is from RefSeq and is a predicted model, not a curated record. Gene Ontology annotation, molecular function: calcium ion binding. NCBI's taxonomy places the organism in Eukaryota, Viridiplantae, Streptophyta, Magnoliopsida, Arecales, Arecaceae.
AGUUGAUCAUCAGAGAAAAAUCUCCCUCCCCAAGAAAAAGGGAAAGCCCUCAGCCCCUUACGAAAUGUGCCCUUCUAGCCGAUACCCUUCCCUCCGCGAUCUGGCCGCCGGGGCGGCGCCGGAGGACUUCCGGCCGGCGUUUGACGUCCUGGACGCCGACCGUGACGGCAAGAUCAGCCGCGACGACCUGAAGGCCUUCUACUCCGGCUUCGCCUCCCCCGCCCUCAGCGAGGACGACAUCAGCUCCAUGAUCUCCGCCGCCGACGCCGACCGCAACGGGUUCGUGGACUUCGACGAGUUCCAGCGCGUGCUUGGCCGCCUGAGCGCCGGCGGGUCGGUGAUGAAGGAGGCGUUCCGGGUGAUGGACCGGGACGGCGACGGUAAGGUGGGUUUCGAGGACCUCAAGGCGUACCUAGGGUGGGCAGGGAUGCCCAUCGGCGACGAGGAGAUCAGGACGAUGAUCCGGAUGGGAGGCGGGGAUGCGGCCGACGGGGUCGGCUUCGACGCUCUCGUGAAGAUCCUGGCCGUCGAUUUCGCCAUCUCCGAUAAUUUGAUUUGAAUGCAAACCGCGUUGAGAUGUGAACUCUAAAAAAAAGCGUUUUUUUUUACAAAAAAAGGUUAAAAUUUGUGGAUGGUUGUCGUUGCGUUUUUUUUUUUAUAAAAAAAAAGGUUGUCGUUUCGUGGCUUUUUGUUUUUGGACGGUUAUCAUUAACUAGGACGGUGCGCAUCGUCCCCCUAGGCAAAAUAAAAAUAUAUAUCUAGUUUUUGCCCGCAUAUCCAGGUAUUUGGUUGGAACGGCUGUAUCUGUUAGCGUACUUGAGCGUGUUAGGGCUAAAAGUGAAUUAGUUAGUACUGAUAUAUUUUUGUAAUUCUAUAUUUUUUUAAUAAAUAUGAAUCUUGUUGGGCGGAUGUCU